AUGCUGUGCAGUGCUGCACGCGUGGUCUGCCGCAAGCAGAACCCAAAUCGAGCGGCGAGGGAGCUCAGGAGUCAGCAUCAGCAGCACAGGCAUAUGGCCAAUGCCAGCGGGGUGAAGCUUCUGGACGAAAGAGGUUCAUUCUACACGGAUAGUCGUUGUGGUUGUGUUUCAUCAUGAAUCGACACAGAAAAACGAAUUUGCAUCGUGUUGAAAUUAUCGCGGAUACUGUUAAUGAUGAGUGUCAGACUGAUGUUGUGACCGGCUCGCCUUCGAGAAGAAUUCAACAGCUGGCGCAGCAAAAUAGUUGUCAGGCUCGGGACCGACGUCGUUUCAAAAAAUACAGACGCACCCUAACUCUAACAGGUAAGGCCUCUGAAAACAUCUACUUUUCGCAAGAGGAUCAGCGGUUGAUGAAGAAACUCCUGGAACAGAAUCCCGACAUCGAGAGCAAAUACGGUGCAGGAGGGGCAGGGGAAAGCACGGAAGAGAAGGUAUUGCAAAGGUGGUCGUUCUUUAGUUGUGGUAUUGGAGUUGGUGGUCGUUCUUAGAAACGACAUAGUUGGAGUUUCUGUCUAGGUUCUAACUUUUCUUCGAGUAUGAUGCCGGGCCUCCAGGAGGAACGGGAAGACGAAGAAACAUCCACACAUUUUGAAGCACACACUUCACCGCGAAGGAGAUCAUGCUAUCAUUGCCAUUGAUAGGUAAAAUUGGUUUUCCUGAGUCACGGAAUUCCGCCACUGAACAAGAAUUUGAUUAACGACUUGGUCGGCGUACUGGAGGAGAAGCGGUAAUGUCAGGUGGACAGCAGUGGCACACUCCACCGUGCAGCUUUUUCAAUUUCUUCAACUUCAUCUACAAUUCCUGACAAGGACCAACCACGAGCUCUCCCUUUCUGUUUCCGGUACUGAGGAGCAGCACGUGCACAUCUUGAUCUUACCGCCAAACACGUGCGUGUGCCUGCUGUCAGGCGAAAAGACUAGAGGAGCCACCGACGAAGCACGUCAAGAAAUUCGUGCGCUACUCGUAUCGACGGCAGACAUAGGAGUGUUCUAGUGUGUCACUGUCACUGUGUAUAAAAGAUCCAAACUUCUUGCCGUGGAGAGGGAGCAUGCUGCUCGUCUAACACCGAGUAGAAAUGCUCUUUCCACUCCUUCGUCAUCAACGUAAAACACGAAGAAAAGCUAGGGUGCUGACGCUUGGCGUGCCACUGGUCGGUGGAAAGCAAUGUCGUGAGAGGGAAUACGAUCUCCGAGCAGAGACCCAGCUCCACCCCUUGCUCUUCUAUACUGCCGAUUGAUGAUUUUGCGGAGUUCACCUUCAGCUGACCAGUGACUCUGCUCCUUCGUGUUUGUUCCCAGCAGGUCGGGGCUCCAGCAUUCGAGAUUCCGAGCUGCGCCUACGAUGUUUUGCAAGUUCGACGUUGGUUGCCCAUCUUUAUCAGCCGAAGUUCCGUAUUAAAAGAAACUCGCCUCGCCGACGACGUUGAAACAUCUUGCACGUCUUGCUUCCUCGCC
Molecule: messenger RNA, 1514 nt
Organism: Amoebophrya sp. A120
Lineage: Eukaryota; Dinophyceae; Syndiniales; Amoebophryaceae
Source: the annotation of a GenBank genome assembly